Molecule: messenger RNA, 831 nt
Organism: Naegleria fowleri
Lineage: Eukaryota; Heterolobosea; Eutetramitea; Acrasida; Naegleriidae
Exons: 1
Coding region: 1-831 (276 amino acids)
Biological process (GO): fatty acid elongation; sphingolipid biosynthetic process; very long-chain fatty acid biosynthetic process
Cellular component (GO): endoplasmic reticulum membrane
Molecular function (GO): 3-hydroxyacyl-CoA dehydratase activity
Source: RefSeq, a predicted model, not a curated record
AUGGCGAUCAUUACAUCCAAACAAUAUAUUACCAUUUACAAUGCACUACAAGCCAUAGAGUGGAUUAAUUUAUUAUUAUUUAGAACUGUUCGACCUCUGCUUGAGAAACAUGGUGGUCGAUUAAAAUUUACAAACAAACAAGUUUUGGAACGAUUAUCAGCGAAAAAACCGUCAUUAUGGACUUUCAAUAGAAAAUAUCUUAAAACUAUUCAAACUUUGCAAUUAAUGGAGACCGUUCAUGUCAUUACAGGUAUAACUCCAAAUUCAUCUCUCUCAACAACUCUAGGACAGACACUCGGCAGAAUGUUUAUUACUUAUUUUAUAGCAGAUGAUUUACCAAAUAAUGAUUUACUGACAGACAUUACAAUGUUCACUCUACAAGUAUCAUGGGCAUUGGCAGACAUUAUUCGAUAUUCACAUUACAUCAGCCAAACGUGUGAUUUAGAAAAAGAUCCCAAGACAGCCAAAGUUGUGAAAUUAUUGAAAUUUUUAAGAUAUAAUGCAUUCUUGAUUUUAUAUCCUAUUGGCAUGUUGAGUGAAAUUGGAUUAGUGUUGCGUGUUGUUUUUUCAAAAUGGUUGCAAUAUGAUUCUGUUGGUGGCACAUUAACUCUAAGCAAUGAAAUGCCAACAGUAGCGACUGAUCACCAUGGCAGUAAUAACUCAGAAAUCUCUAGAAAGAAAAAACCAUCUCUUCCUCCCUCAAAUCCAUAUCCUCUCUACAAGAAGAUGCUAGUUAUAUUUUUCUUUUGCUUUAUUGUGGCGUAUGGCUAUCCUUCGGUGUUUUCUCACAUGCUCAAACAGAGAAACAAGCAUUUGAAGAAGAAUUAUUAA